CUCCCACCCGUUUUUUUUUUACCUACGUCGUUGUCGGGUUAACCAUAGCCAACUUCACAAACUGUAUACAUACACAAUAAAAUUUAUUGGCGACGACAAGUACAAGCAAAAGCAAGCUCCAAGACGAGCAGCAGCUAGUACACGACGACACUUUUUUUUUUUUGUUGGAGAGUGAGAAGAAAAAAUCGCUAUUAGAAGCGUUUUGUUGAUUAAUAUUUUUCUUCUACACUCGUUCAAUUCCAUUUUGGAAUAACCAAAAACCGUCUAAAUGAUGGCGUUGCCAAUGAACUCUUUAUAUUCGCUUACGUGGGGCGAUUAUGGAAGCUCGCUUGUGUCGGCCAUUCAACUUUUGCGCUGCCAUGGUGAUUUGGUAGACUGCACCUUGGCGGCUGGCGGCCGAAGUUUCCCAGCUCAUAAAAUAGUCUUAUGUGCAGCUAGUCCUUUUCUUUUGGAAUUGCUAAAGAACACCCCAUGUAAACAUCCAGUGGUAAUGCUUGCCGGUGUAAAUGCCAAUGAUCUAGAGGCUCUACUUGAAUUUGUUUAUCGCGGCGAAGUAAGUGUUGAUCACGCUCAGCUGCCAUCAUUGUUGCAGGCAGCACAAUGUCUUAAUAUUCAAGGGCUAGCCCCACAAACAGUUACAAAAGAUGAUUAUACACAUUCAAUUCAAUUGCAACAUAUGAUACCACAACAUGUUAAGACCGUUAUUGAUGUAUGCCAGGAAGAGGACCAAGAACAACUGAUUGCUACUAUAAACACCGCUCCCCAACAGACCGUACAUGCUCAAGUAGUCGAAGACAUUCAACAUCAACAAGGCCCAAUAAUUCAAGAUGUAGGUGAGGUUAAAGAUGCUAUCAACCAAUUCUUGCCAGCCCGUAAAAGGAGACCGCGUGUUAAGAAAAUGUCACCUACUGAAUCAAAAAUUGCAAGGACCGACGGAAUGGAAAGUAUCAUGCCAUCACCAAUAACGACAAAUCAAAAUCAAACACAAACUAUUACCCAGACACAUGAAAAUGGCGAAACUAUUUCAAUGGCAGCAUCGACACCAAUCAAGACAGAAAUUCUCAAGACAAACGAAUCAAUUACCUUCUCGGAUGCUAGUUUAACACCAACAACAACAACAAAUGUAUCGGCUACUUCAACUGGUGAUGGUUCAACAACAAAAAUUGGAAGUGGAAAAGGAAGAUCAAGAUCACAAUCUGAGCAGCCAGCAACUUGUCCCAUAUGCUAUGCAGUUAUACGCCAAUCAAGAAACCUAAGACGCCAUUUAGAACUACGGCAUUUUGCUAAACCUGGAGUCAAAAAAGAACGAAAGGUUGUCCCAGGUGGAACCAAAAAACUACUCACAACAUCAAGCACAGCAAAUUCUAGUACGAAUACAACAACAGUAGUCAGCGGAACUAUACCCCAAGUUCAAACAGUGCAAUCCCUACACACAGUUCAAGCAGUGCAAGUCAAAAAGGAACCCGAUUCCAUCUCAACAGGUGGCAAUCAAGUAUCUGUAGCUGUAAGCACAUCAUCACAGCAACAACAACAACAGCAGCAACAGCAACAACAACAGCAACAGGUCCAAGUACAGCAACAACAACAUCAACAAGUUCACCAUCAAAUAAUUGAUCAAUCGGGUAAUAUAACAACUGCAACUGGCAAUGGACAACCAACAAUUGUGACACAACAAGAGCACACAGAUGGCACAACAUCGUUGUCUAUAGCUCAAGUUCAAACGCUGCAGGGCCAUCAAUUGAUAGGCAAUAUCAAUCAGCAGAAAAAUCAUAACAUUUUGGUUAAAAAGGUUUUUAUUUUAAAAGGCAACAAUAAUACGUAAUGAUGAUCAAAACCAAAUUCGCCCGAUGACAACAGGUUAUAUUUCAUAAACCUGGUGCCGACGGCGGAGACCAAUGCAACCUCGACUAUCACAACAACUGCAGAGCAUCGACAACGGCAACAACAGGGUCAUAAUCAGCAGGUAAUACGACAACAGUUUUACCAUCAUGAGCAACAGCAUCAGCAGUAUGUUGAAGAACAUCAUUUACAACAACAUCAACAUAUUAGCCACCAUCACCAUCAUGUUGUUGAGUCGAGUGAGGUCAUCGAAGAAUCGGACGAACAGCAUUAUCAUGAACUCGAUCAUUAUAAACCGGAAGAGCCAGAUGGGGAAGAGCAUCAUCUGAUUGAAGAAGAACCUCCCCAUGAUGGAAAUGUCGAUCGACCACCUCCUGAUCAUGACCCUCUUGAUGAUGACGAUGAUGACGAGGAGCAAUUCUUUCUCAAAUGAAACAAAGCAAACAAAAAUAUAUACAAAAACAAAAGAAUGAUAUCAAAAAUUGAUCAUAAUGGAUUUUUUUAAAUUUAAUUUUUUUCUAAACUUUAAGUUCAGGUGCUGUAAAUACUUAAUUAAAAUUAGUAAGUAGGUGUAAACAUAAAUUAUUAUGUAAAACAAGAAAAAAAAAUAAACAAAAAAUUAUAAUUAACUUGAUUGUGUAUAAAUGUGUGUCAACUUGUAAGCAAAACUAACUUUUAAUUAUAAAAAACAAACAAAAUCUACAUACAUAAAUAUAUAUUUGUAUUUUUAAAAUGUAAAACAAAUUUAAAAUUUCUAUCUCGAGACAUUUAAGGCAAAAUUUUGUUGUAA
This is a messenger RNA of Episyrphus balteatus (marmalade hoverfly), 2629 nucleotides long. RefSeq names its product transcription factor GAGA. The transcript has 7 exons. Gene Ontology annotation, biological process: regulation of transcription by RNA polymerase II. Gene Ontology annotation, cellular component: nucleus. Gene Ontology annotation, molecular function: protein binding. The coding region runs from base 269 to 1822 and encodes 517 amino acids. Lineage: Eukaryota; Metazoa; Arthropoda; Insecta; Diptera; Syrphidae. The record is from RefSeq and is a predicted model, not a curated record.